This is a messenger RNA of Symbiodinium necroappetens, 1356 nucleotides long. The record is from the annotation of a GenBank genome assembly. NCBI's taxonomy places the organism in Eukaryota, Dinophyceae, Suessiales, Symbiodiniaceae.
AUGGCCGGUCGUCGGGGCCCUCGCAGUGGUGGCGAAGAAGACCUUAAGUAUCGGGGUCUCGACGACAAGGUGGACGAGGGCCCAUGGCGUGAGGGGCCUCUCAUCGUGGCGUGGGGGGCCGAAGAAAUCUACAAGACCACCCAGAAAAGCGGGGCGAUCGGCAAUCCGCUGUGCGUGUACGGAGCCUGGAAGGCCGCUCGUGACCAGGAGGAGUUCCCUGCGGCGUUCGUGAUGCUCUGUGGGAUCCUCGACACACUGCUGCACGUCGAAGGUCGUUCGGUGCUGCAGAUCAUUUGCUCUCACGGCAGAAAUCGGUCGGCCACUUUGGGUGUCGCUUUGUCGGCCGUCUAUGACAUCCCGAUAUGGCUCCCCACCUUUGGGGAUUUGCACACGGAAUGGUGGGCGAUCGCGAGACUGCCGGACGAGGACAUCGAGGACUUGAAGGACAUGGUGGCCGUUCUUCGCCCUCGAAAAGGGCCGUUCAACCACAUGGGUGGGGCCCCAGGUCGUCCGGGUUCUUCGUCGGGCCAAGAUGCGGGGCCAGGAGAUGUGGGGCCAGGUGCAGGCCCAGCUCCGAACCAGGUCCACGUGGAGGCCGAUUAUGGCUUCGGGCGGUACGAUCCCUCGCAGCUCGAGGCGUACAUGCCGAGCCUGGGGAAUCCCGUCGUCGAUGCCGUUCGGUUCGACGUGUGGAAAGUGGCCCCAUCGGUGCUUCUCGAAUUGGACGGCCUGGGCGUCGACAAUGCGGUCGCGAACAUGGCGGGCCACUCGGAGGACGGAGCUCGCUUCGUUCGCGAGCUCUUCCAAGUCUUCCAGCGCGAGAACGAUGCGGACCUUCGGACCUACCGGAACCCGUCGGCCGCCAUCACCUCGGCCUGUCGGAAGGAGAUGGACAGGCUCCGACCCGAGGUCCCGGCAAGUCAAGGUCGUUCGGACGGCGGCGGCGGUUGUCGUUCGGAUGUUCCACAUCCCCGUCAGCCACCCCGGCCAACCUACGACGACUACGAUGCUCGUCGUGCGGAGCCCCGUGGUGGGGCGUUCUACGAGGAUCGCCGAGAAGCUGUGUGUCACCGUCCAUUGUCAGGCUAUCGCCGGGACGAGCCCAUGGACUUUCGUGACCGUGGUCCUCACGAAGCUUGGGCCAACUAUCGGCCCGAAUUCCGCGAUCGCGAGUAUUACGAUCGGCGUGACGAUCGCCGUGACGAUCGCCGUGGCAUCUACUACGACGACCGGGACCGCCUCUCGGACCCUGGCCACCCGGGUCGCCCGCCACCCCGGUGGGUCGAUGAGAACCUCGCCGUCCUCGGUACCACGAUCGCCGCUAGGACGUUCGCCGUUCGCCCACCGGUGCCUUGA